Molecule: messenger RNA, 3572 nt
Organism: Myripristis murdjan (pinecone soldierfish)
Lineage: Eukaryota; Metazoa; Chordata; Actinopteri; Holocentriformes; Holocentridae
Product: peroxisome proliferator-activated receptor delta-like
Exons: 8
Coding region: 364-1908 (514 amino acids)
Biological process (GO): negative regulation of cholesterol storage; negative regulation of transcription by RNA polymerase II; positive regulation of fatty acid metabolic process
Cellular component (GO): nucleus
Molecular function (GO): nuclear receptor activity; zinc ion binding; RNA polymerase II cis-regulatory region sequence-specific DNA binding
Source: RefSeq, a predicted model, not a curated record
CAAGUGAAGUUUGAGAAGACACUCCGCGGCGGUGAACCUGUAUUAUCGUUGACAUGUACAGAUGCAGAGGCUAAAGCGGUCGCUUCCGAAGGGCCAGUUUGUGAAAUAAAACAUCCUACUAUCGGUUUAGCUGCCAGGUCAGAGCCUUGGUGGGAGACGGCGGUCUGGUAUGCAGUUGGCACAUCGAGCAAAACAAAUCUUACAGGCGGCGAGGAUAUGACUAACCCGAGUAACGUUACUCUUUACUAGCCAGUCCCAGCUGUAGUUUUGGACCGGUUGCUUUACCUUCAAAGGCUGGCAAUGUGGUCACCAUGACUGAAGGGGGCUGAACAGCGGGGCUGGAGAAGCAAGAGACGCGGUGGCAUGGAGGCUGCUCAGGCCAGCCAGAGCCAGGAACUCCAGCUGGACCCACAAAAGCAGCGUCCAGUCAGGGGAAGAGGGGUCCGGAAAAAAGGGAGUACAUCCCCAUUGGCAGAAGUUGACAGUGAAGGAGGGGAACAGGGGUCCUCUUGCAUCAAGGGGCACAUGCAAAGAGAGCCAGAGGGAGAAGGAGAAGAGGUUUCCCUUAAUGGAGAGGGCUUGGCCCCCUGGGACAUGGACUCACAUGGCGAGGAGGAUGAUGCUACAACGCUACAGUCGGGGGAAGAGUCAAAGAAAAGGAGCAGCAUUUCUAGUAAAGAUAGCUCCGCCCCCUCCAGCAGCUGCACAGAGGUGUCCCAGACAUCACCUGUCUCUCUGUCAGAUCAGCUGCUGCUGGUGAAGGAUGAUGGGACUGGGACAGGGAUCAACGUAGAGUGCAGGAUCUGUGGUGACAAGGCCUCAGGCUUCCAUUAUGGUGUGCACGCUUGUGAGGGCUGCAAGGGUUUUUUCCGGAGGACCAUCCGUAUGAAGCUGGAGUAUGAGCGCUGUGAACGCAGCUGUAAGAUCCAGAAGAAAAGCAGGAACAAGUGCCAGUACUGCCGCUUUCAGAAGUGCCUACUGCUGGGCAUGUCCCACGAUGCUAUCCGGUAUGGGCGGAUGCCAGAAGCAGAGAAGAGGAAGCUGGUAGCAGGCCUAUUGGCUGGAGAGACAGGGCACCUGACUAACCCUAAUGGCUCAGACCUCAAGAGCCUUGCCAAGCGGGUCAAUAAUGCCUACCUGAAGAACCUUAACAUGACCAAGAAGAAGGCCCGUAGUAUCCUCACUGGCAAGACCAGCUCCAGCCCUCCAUUUGUAAUCCAUGACAUGGACUCGCUGUGGCAGGCAGAGAACGGUCUGGUGUGGACCCAACUAAUCAACGGUGACACACCACCUAACAAGGAGAUUGGCGUCCAUGUCUUCUACCGAUGCCAGUGCACAACAGUGGAGACUGUACGGGAGCUUACAGAGUUUGCCAAAAGCAUCCCAGGUUUCGUCGACCUCUUCCUCAAUGACCAGGUAACGCUGCUCAAAUAUGGUGUGCAUGAAGCCAUCUUCGCCAUGCUACCAUCUCUAAUGAACAAAGAUGGUCUGCUGGUGGCUAAUGGUCGAGGUUUUGUGACCCGAGAGUUCCUGCGCAGCCUUCGCCGACCCUUCAGCGAGAUCAUGGAGCCCAAGUUUGAGUUUGCCGUCAAGUUCAAUGCUCUAGAGCUUGAUGACAGUGACUUGGCCCUCUUUGUGGCUGCCAUCAUCCUCUGUGGAGAUCGUCCAGGCUUGAUGAACAUCAAGCAGGUGGAAGAGAUCCAGGAUGGAAUUCUCCAGGCCCUGGACCAGCACCUACAGGCCAACCAUGCUGACUCCAUGUAUCUCUUUCCAAAGCUACUGCAGAAAAUGGCCGACCUACGGCAACUGGUGACUGAGAAUGCCCAGCUGGUUCAGAAAAUCAAGAAAACAGAGUCUGAGACAUCACUGCACCCAUUGCUGCAAGAGAUCUACAAGGACAUGUACUGACUAGGCUGAAGCCACAUUCUGUCGUAUACCAAUGGAGAAUAUUUAUGAACAAUGGAAAAACCCACUACUCAGAUACAUCUUGCAGUGAGUGGCUUUAUUUGAUCAUAUACAGAUCAAACUGAAUUUUCAGUUUUUGCCUACAUGCAAGAAUUGGGAUAACUAAUAUGGUGAGCUGUUUCAACUCUCAGCCCACACAAAUUUCCUACCUUCUGAUCAGCAGAAUUGUAAGUGUUGAUUUUGGAAUCCUGCAGCAGCUGAACGAAUAAUCCCUAUCACACCCUAAUUAACUGACACUCAUAUCUUGGUGUGUGUUCAAAAUUAGUGGAGGCGAACUGUUUAAAUAUUGAAUCAAUAUAUUUACAGUAUGUGCUAGGAUUUGCACUACCUGGACCAUAUUAGUCUACCUUUUGAAGAUGCCUGUUGCAACUUAAAACUCAGAGUCCAGGAGAACAUCCUUUAUUGCGACACACCGAAGACUAUCAUACUCAGACUCCUCUUUGUUUUUCUCCCUUUCUGUUUAAUUUAAUGCUCAGCAUUGAUGUGUUUAUAUUUUUCAUAGCCUCUUUCCUUUUUCAUAGUCUCUUUCCGGGAGUUUUUUUUUUUUUUAAUACAAUGGUCAAAUAAGGGGGAUACUGUUACAUAAAAAAGAUGCUGGUAUCUUUUCAAAAAGGACUGUUUUAUAUCUUGGUUGAUGUUCUGAUUCAUUCCCACAUAUAGAAUAAACUAUCAGCGCAGGGGACAGACUAUCUGCGCAAAGCUUUGUAAGGAUUCCUCAGUGUUGAUGAGAGGUUUAGCUUUAUUUUCUAGAUUGAGCUCUCUCCCUUAAGAAAUUGCUGUGGAUGUUGAUAUGCCAUUAUUACACAAUCAGAUACAGUAAGACCUCUAUCCCCUACCUUGUAGCUAUCAGAUCUAGCAGAAUCUAGUGUUUCUUUAGUAUUUCUGUAGUUGUUCAGUUGCAGUUAUGGCAAAAAUCAUAAUCACAGUUAUUGGUCAAUACUGAGAUCAUGAUUAUUUAACACGGUUACUCAUUGACUUUAGAAAUAUCAUGCAUUUAUUCAACGUUUGACAUUUAUUGAAAAAAUGCCUUUUUUAACAGUGGAUUUUGGUGAAUUUGAAAUAUGAACACAGGCUGGCUGGGAGUGAAUUUGGGCUUUUAGGGAGGAGCAGAAGUGCACUGCUGCAAAGAGUUGCCCUGGAGUUACAACACAAGACAAAAUGAGAGCAUCAUUGUAAUAUGGAAUGUGGCACAAUAAUUGUUUUCUCUCGAUUAUCUUGUUUUCAUAACCACCAGAAGCCAAAACCAAUCAAUUUUAUUGAAAAUAAAAUUUGAUUAAUCCUACCCUUAAGCUAUACUGAUGUAAGGCAAAAGAGAGGGGAAAUAUAGGAAGAAAACGUAAAUUUCAGCCUAAGCGGCUUAAUAAUUCAGAUUUUCAAGUAUUUAAAAAAAAAAAAAAGUUACAGGAUUUUCAUUUAUCCAUAAUACAGUGUUUGAAAUUUGACAGCAGUUAAAUUGAAUGACUCAAAAUAUAUUCGUAUAACUGCUUUUCGUCUGCAGGGAUGCAAACAGCCCGCCGAAAAGUGCAACUAGGGAACUAUAAUUUCCGCGAACACGGAAUCGCCGAAUUAGCCAAAUAAAACGGAAUCUAUUUUUAACGCGGAUUUGA